This is a messenger RNA of Prunus armeniaca (apricot), 696 nucleotides long. The record is from the annotation of a GenBank genome assembly. NCBI's taxonomy places the organism in Eukaryota, Viridiplantae, Streptophyta, Magnoliopsida, Rosales, Rosaceae.
AUGGGUUAUUGGCAAACCAAGGUGCUUCCAAAGAUCAAGAAGGUCUUCGAGAACAAAAACAGUGGAAAAAAGGCUGCUGCUGCUGAGGCUUGCAAGUCCUUUGAUGAGUCUAAGGAGGAUUAUAGCAAGCAGUUUGAAGAGAAGAAAGAUGAGCUUCAAGCAAAAGUAGUUGAAAUAUAUGAAGGUUCCUCUGUUGAGAUUAAGAAUUUGGUUAAGGAGCGCAAGGAGGCAGGGUUGAAGAAGCACUCAGCUGCAGUCCACAAGUUCCUUGAACAGCUAGAGAAAAUUGAUUUUCCAGGAUCCAAACCAGUAUCAGAAGCAUCAUCAAAGUAUGGGCCAGCCUAUGUGUCAGGUCCAGUUUUCUUUGUGUUUGAGAAGGUCUCAACAUUCAUUGUGGUAGAGGAGAAAGUGGAGCCUCCACCACCACCACCAGCAAUAGAAACCACAGCAACAAAAACUGAAGAGGAAACAAGUGGUGCUGUAAAAGAAAGGGAGAUAGUGGUUGAAGAAGAGAAGAAGGAAGAGGUUGUGGAGAUCAAGAAAGAUGAAGAGGUUGUGGAGAUCAAGAAAGAUGAAGAGGUUGUGGAGGUUAAGAAAGAAGAGGCGGUUGAGAAAGCUACAACAACUGAGACUGAACCAGCUUCUGAGGCUCCAAAGGUGGAGGAAACUGCUGCUGCAGAACCAGCAAAGCCUUAG